This is a messenger RNA of Dromiciops gliroides (monito del monte), 2398 nucleotides long. RefSeq names its product 5'-nucleotidase domain containing 1 (gene NT5DC1). Gene Ontology annotation, molecular function: 5'-nucleotidase activity. The coding region runs from base 133 to 1494 and encodes 453 amino acids. The transcript has 12 exons. The record is from RefSeq and is a predicted model, not a curated record. NCBI's taxonomy places the organism in Eukaryota, Metazoa, Chordata, Mammalia, Microbiotheria, Microbiotheriidae.
ACUGCCGCCUGAUGCGCUGCAGAGGUUUCAACUGCGGACUCUUUCUCCGGGUCCCGGGACCUCAGAGGCCCAGGAGUCCUCAAUUCCUACUCUGUUUCCCGCUGCCAUCUUCCCCAACCCUCUGCCCGGGCCAUGACCCAGAAUUUCUCCCUAGCCGACUGCGAUGUGGUCGGCUUUGACCUCGACCACACUCUGUGUCGCUACAACCUGCCUGAGACCGCCCUGCUUAUCUAUGAUAGCUUUGCUCAGUACUUGGUAACAGAGAAGAAAUAUGAUAAAGAUUUGCUAACUGCACCUUCAGAGGACUGGGAUUUUUGUUGCAAGGGCUUGGCAUUGGAUCUGGAAGAAGGAAAUUUUAUUAAACUUGCAGGUGAUGGAACUGUUCUGAGGGGAAGCCAUGGCACCAAGAUGAUGACCUCUGAAGAGCUUAUGGGAAUAUAUAGAGAGAAGAAGUGGAAAUACUUUACAGACUCUUUAACAGCCUCUCGCACAGAAAAAUAUUAUUUCUAUGACAACUACUUUGACCUUCCUGGAGCCCUUCUUUGUGCCAGAAUUGUGGAUUACUUAACCAGGAAAGGUAACCUGGAAGCAUUUGAUUUUUGGAAGGAUGUUCUUGCUAGUGUACACCAUAAUUAUAAAAUGACAGCUUUUAAAGAAAACUCUGGAUUAUAUUUCCCAGGAAUUAAAAGUGAUCCAGAAAAAUAUUUGUUGAUUUGUCCAGAAUCUGUAAAAACAUGGCUUCAUCAGCUGAAGAGUGCAGGAAAGGUUCUCUUUAUAUUGACCAAUUCACACAGUGACUACUGCAGACUUCUCUGUGAGUACGUUAUUGGGAAUGAUUUUAGAGAUAUUUUUGAUAUUGUGAUUUCAAACGCUUUGAAGCCUGGUUUCUUCUCCCAUCAACCAAAUAAGAGACUGUUUCAAACACUUGAAAAUGAUGAGGAACAAGAUGCUCUGCCCUCUCUAGACAAGCCUGGCUGGUAUUCCCAAGGAAAUUCUGACCAUCUUUAUGAACUUCUCAAGAAGAUGACUGGCAAGGAACAGCCCAAGGUUGUUUAUUUUGGUGACAGCAUGCAUUCAGAUAUUUUCCCAGCAUGUCACUAUAGUAACUGGGAGACAGUCCUCAUCUUAGAAGAACUCAAAGAGGACGAAGACUUGGUGCCUGAAAAGAAUGAAUCUGAACCUUUGGAGAAGAAAGGAAAGUAUGAGGAGCAGCACAAAAAGCCUUUCAAUUCAUUUUCUAAAGAAUGGGGCUCUUUAUUUGUUGAUGACAAUCCGGGACUGGAAAGCAUUGACAAUUCGUUGACAUUAUCGUGGUUUGGUGAUCGAAUUCAUAAUUACAGCACUAUUGUUAUCCCAAGUCUGGAAGCCAUAGCAGAUUUACCUUUGGACUACAAAUUUACCAGAUUCUCUCCUGAUAGCUCAAAAACAUUUGGUUACUAUCCCAAACCUCCAUUGGCUUUAUUAUCAAAUGGAGAGUCACUGACUCCGGAAUAACUCUUCCAUUUUUCCUAAAGAAAGGAGAGCAAACCAGUGCUAUCAGAAUGGUAAUUCAUGAUGAAAAACACCUAGCUCCUCAUGUAUGUUUUAUCUGUAGCGAAAUACAAAGAACCAUAAUUUGUCCUUCAACUCCUUUUUGUGUCACCUGUGUUAGCUUGAAAACUUUCAUUGUAUUAACUAUUUUUUAUUUGUAUUAACUGUUUCACCUGAUACCAUUGUUCUGUCUCAAGUUCAAGCACUUUAAAUGAUUUUGUUAUUAAUUAUACAAUCAAAACAGUUGUGCCCUGUGCUUUUUUGGUACCUAUUGCAUAUCAGUUGUUCUUUGUCACAAGAUUACUAGACCAGAACCAAGAACUUAAAUGGGAGUUUGCAGUCCAAUUCCUGCCUUCUGUUUACACAGUAUGUUAAUUCUUGCCCACCAGGGACAAGAACCCGGUGCUCAUGUUGGAAAAUAUUGGCAGCUUACAUUGAUCUCCUUAAAUUAUAGCAAGGAGUUUAGAGUCAGAGAAAUCAUACAAUGAAAACAAUUAGAAGACGAUAAGUAUUUUAUUAGUUAAACAAAAUACCAAAACCUCAGGCAUACUUGGGUGGGGAGGGGGAGGGUGGACUUGGGGAAUGUGACUCAGGUUUGUUAGAUUGUUUUUUUAAUAACUUUCACCUAAAAAUUAUUUACUUAAUUGAAAUUCAGUUCCAUAGUAACAACUGCAGGAUGAUGUGUCACCCCUACAUCUCAGUGGAAAAGCUUCACAAUUAUUGACUAUCACAUACCAAAAGUAUGGUUAUCUUCAGUUUUACUAAACAAUAUCACAGGCCCUUACAUAGAACAUGAGAUAGCUUAGAGAAGAUUUUGGUUGUGUUUCCGCAUAUGAACUUAGCCAUAUAAUCAAGAAAAAAAAAAUGU